CAUGAAUGGUCAGUUUUUGCAUUUUGAGGAAACAUGAAUGGUCUUUUGACUCUUUUCCAUCCUCAUGAGGCCAUCACAGGCACUGUGGUCUUGAAAGGGUCAUGCUGUUUAUAUUUGGUGACUGCAAAUUCUGUUCAUCUCCUUUAAACCCUAAAUAUUCUGCCAUCAUUCUGUUUCUUUUCCUCCUUCAGCUUCUCUGAGCCUUCUUCUGGUGAAAAAGCUUUGUGGAUUUUGUGGCUGCAAUGGAGAAUGGAAAGGGAGAGGGCGGAGGUGAUGGUGGAAUUACAGAGAAGGCAUUGUCUGCUGGUGAAGCUGAAGCUUUGAACAAGUGUUUGGAAGAAAACAAAGGAGACCACUCCAAAUGCAAGGCAAAGUUUGGAGCUUUCAAGUCAUCUUCUUCUUACCAAAAAGAACCCUCUAAGCCGCCGCCUUUAAGGCUCCCAAGUGGCUCUUUCUAUGAUGUUUGAAUGUACUGAUUCAUAUUAGUUUUAAUAAUAGAGCAAAAUCUGUAAAUUUAUCAUUAGAUUGCUGUUUCAAGGUGGUGUACAAUUAAACUUUCUGGCAAUUU
Rubroshorea leprosula is the source of this 568-nucleotide messenger RNA. Lineage: Eukaryota; Viridiplantae; Streptophyta; Magnoliopsida; Malvales; Dipterocarpaceae. The record is from the annotation of a GenBank genome assembly.